Cadophora gregata is the source of this 2381-nucleotide messenger RNA. RefSeq lists its product as uncharacterized. The record is from RefSeq and is a predicted model, not a curated record. The transcript has a single exon. Bases 430 to 2130 code for a protein of 566 amino acids. Gene Ontology annotation, molecular function: protein binding. Lineage: Eukaryota; Fungi; Ascomycota; Leotiomycetes; Helotiales; Ploettnerulaceae.
UGCACAAUUAGAAAACUCAGACAUGAACAGCGACGCGUGCAUAUCUCAGCUCCAUAUAAUUAUCCUCGGUGGAGAAAAUUGGUUGGAAUUAGAAACAUCUCGCGUCCUGUAUGCCCUGUAAAGUGCUUGAGCUCUGCCCGCGAAGGACGCGACGCCUUGGCGUCCAGUCGCGCUAGUCUUCCUCCUCGCGCUUUCCCCAUCACCCAGCCUUCUCACAGGUCGACCAUGUUUCUGACCUUUAAAACUCCACCUCCUCUCUUUUCCUCACUUUCAGGAAAAAACUUGUACGUGAUUUUGGCUCUCGAAUACCCUCACCUUCUCGUCAAUUGGGCCAAUAUCAGAAGUGGAUUCAGUCGCGUCAGUUCAACGCGGUAUUGGAGCUGCACGUCGAAAAGUCUGCAAUUUUCGCGGACAGGACAGUGGUGAUAGAUGUCUGUCAUGAUGGAUUCCUCUCCCAGCAAAUUAAACACACAGCCAAGUCUACCUUCGACAGCGGGUGUGAAGCGUCCAGCUCCAUCACUGUUGCCCGCGUUCGAGCCGUUCUCCUCAUCGCCAGGCUUCCCGCGUCCUUCGAAGAGACAGGCUCGUUCGCCGCCCUCUGGACGCGAACAUGCUUACUCAAAAUACCCAACGCCAAUUCCUACUUCUACAACUGGUAUCCUUUCCUCUUCACCACCACGAGUUCAUGCGAGACCAGGUCUAAAACGUACACAAUCUUCCGUCUCUGAACGUGCACCGCUCUUGGCAGUACCCUCGAUUACCCUCCCCGACAAUGGAGAAGUCCUGCGCAUGGGCAGAUCAAGCAAUUCUUCGCAUUACCAAUUGUCAGCAAAUCGUCUGAUUUCUCGCGUUCAUGUUGAGGCUCGCUACAUUGCCGCAUCGGUUCCACUCGAACCGAAUAAGGUGGAGAUUAAGUGCAAAGGAUGGAAUGGAGUAAAGUUACAUUGUCAGGGUCGGACAUGGGAAUUGGCAAGAGACGAUACUUUCACAUCAGAGACCGAGGCUGCAGAGAUCAUGUUGGAUGUACAGGAUGCCCGUGUGUUGAUCGCCUGGCCAGGAAGGGAUCGCAAUAGCUCGGUUGGGGCUCAGACAGAGUCAUCUUGGGAUGAUGAGAACUCGCCGCGAGGUCGAGCUUCUGCUGUCAGUGCUCGCGGACAGAUGAUUGCUUCUAGCCCCCUUCGUCGUGGACAACGCCUCGAGUCUCCAGUUUCGCCUACUCCUGCUCGGCCAUCAUCGACUAAUUUGUCCGACCUCUUCUCUGAUGGCGUAGAACCUGGUGUGGUCAAAGUAUUCGAGGAUGCGCCUUCGCCUUCGCCACAAAGUCCCGAGGUUGUAGAAGGAGAGUCUUUCGUUUCGACCCAACCUGCCACUUCUUUUGCUGUCGAGAGUCAGUCGAGUGAUCUCAGUGAACCUGAGGAUGAUCCUGAUGAGGAGAAUGAUCCUAUCGUGCAUUCUUUUGGUCCUCAUGGUGCAAAUAUAUCUGCGCGUAUGGCUUCUUUCACAGCUGUUGGCUCCCCAGAAAUCCAUCGCGGGCGUGAUUUCUCGUCCUCCCCCCAACCCAGAUCCAGCUCCGAGUCCACCAACGAGGCCGAUGCCAUUCCUGUUGUCAAUCAUGUCGUGAACCAGCUUGCGUUUUCGCGUCUCUCUUCCACGCCACUUUCAGUCAUCUUGAAUCACUUACCAGCUGAAUUGAAAGGUGCAAGCACAACAUAUACUGAGAACAGGGGUCUUUCCAAAGAUGACUUGCGUAAAAUGUUGAAUGCGGCAGCCUGCAUAGGAGAGAUCCACCGCGAAGGGAAAGAUGCAGCAGGAAAGGCGCUCGAAAGCGAGUAUUACUAUAUCCCAGAUGAGGAUACCGACGAGCAGAGAAGAGCAGCAGUGGUAGAUGGAUUGAGAAAACCAAGUCUGAGAAAUUGUCGGAAACAGCAUAAGGUAUGUCAUCGGCUUGACGUUGAAGCUUCUGGAUAUCUAUUAACGUACCUUAGCAAUACUACUGGAAGAAACCAAGGACGCCGUAAGAAAUGGAACUUCUUGGAUCUGAUGUAUCAUUUUGCAUUUGGCAGGAUGUCAUGUUUGCAUACAGCCACGAUACCUUUUUCCUUUGAUUCGAUUGUCUAUAAUAUUGCAUAGCGUGGCGUACUUCCCCUUUCCUUUCUUUUAUUAGGUGGAUGGAUAUCAGUCGUUCCCAUUGGCAUUUGCUUCAAGUUCAGAGCUUUCAGCACGUGCUGGGCAUGGUGGGGGCGCGGUAUGAUGAUUGGGGAAAGGAAAUUCUCGAGGUGUUGCUGGAGUGUUGCUGGAGUUAUUUAACAGAAAGAUGAACUCAAGACCACUCAAAACUCAUGUGCUCCGAAUGUUCCAAGUUGUGAAAUGCACAAUAAUCG